Molecule: messenger RNA, 2333 nt
Organism: Yamadazyma tenuis ATCC 10573
Lineage: Eukaryota; Fungi; Ascomycota; Pichiomycetes; Serinales; Debaryomycetaceae
Source: RefSeq, a predicted model, not a curated record
AUAAUCCUCUUUUUCAUCCCUCUUCUUCAUCCUCUUCUUCAUUCCAACUUCACCUCCUUCAUCUACUUCACCUCCACCACCCUCUUAACUAUACACCAAGUUAGCAUGCAAGUCAUGAGCUCAGAUGACCCUCUCAACACGCCCAUCAAGAAGAUCAAGUCGCUCUCCAUCCACUCGCCAGACAUCAAACAAAUCAUGGUUGACAAAGGGUAUUCCAAUUCUAUCAGCGACAAGGUGCUUUCGGAGAUGAACCUCCGCCUCGACAGUAUCGCCAGCCUUCCUUCCAGCCCCGUGCGGGACGAUCUGGCCCCUAUCUCGGCGCCGUUUGACUUCAAUGCCGUCCACAACAACCAUUUCAACCAGAUGGAAUCCAUCAUGAGCCACUACUCCAUCAAGAGAAACCCCAGCGAGUUGGCGCUCCACAAGAAGAAACGGCGGACGCUCACAGGGAUUGAGGAGAGCCCCGUGUUGGCGCUGGUACCGAAUGCCGCUAAUAGAGCCAGUCCAACGAGGAUUUCUCCGUCCAAGAAGUCGUUUAAUUUGAACGGGAUGCUAUCACGAAAGAUCUCGGUACCCAAGUCCCGUACCCCAUCGCCUGCCAAGGAGUUCAAGAGACCGGUGCUGUUCCAGCGGAUUGCAGAGGUGCCGUCGCUCCAGAAAAACGGGUCCAUUCCACUGUUAGCCCCUACGCUCCACAAGAAGAGUUCGAUUCCUACGCUUCUGCGCAGACUGUCGGCCCAACUGCUCCUGGACGUGCCUACGCUCCAGAAGAAGAGCUCUAUUCCUACGCUCCAGAAGAAACCAUCGAUUCCCACGCUCCAGAAGAAACCAUCGAUUCCUACACUUAAAAAUAAACCAUCGAUUCCAACGCUUCAAAACAAAUAUUCAAUUCCUACGCUUCAAAAAAAACCUUCCAUUCCAACACUUCAAAAACCAUCGAUCUCCACCCUUCAACGGCCGUCCCUCCAAAAUACUGUUCCUGUUCAAAGAUCCUCAUCUCGCCCGUUCCAGAUUUCGCAGCCAGCUCCUACCACGCACACCAACCACACCCCGGUCCACAGCACCAGCUCGUACGCAAAUCCCACGCUCUCGUCGUCGCAGAAGUCACUAGAUAGGUUUGCCCGCUUUAAAAACAAGUUUCGCUGAUUAGGCUGUGCUAAGUUCAAUUGAGUACUAUUUCCCUAUAAAGUCAUACUACUAAAUCGGCAUCAGGCAAAUAUAUUGGAUUGGACAAGAAUCUCUCCACCCACCUGGAACGUCUGGGAGCCGGUCCAAGCUUUUCCAGGCUCCAACUUCACGAAAUCCGUCACAUUUCCACACUCAACACACAACAUGUUCAAGUAUCCCAGCUUAGGUUCAAAGUCCGCCAUUCCUUCGGACUUUUUGAUCCACGGAUUCCACACCACCGCAUCUGGCAACCCAGAUCUUCGAAGGUUCUGUAAAACAUAGCCCUUGUCAAUGAUUUGCAACACCUUUUCCUCAGGAAUAUCCUUAUAAAUCCGGUCAAACUCCUCGUUGAAGUUCACCAUGGGCGCCUUUUCGGUGUACCAUGACUGUAACAACUGGUCGUAGCAUUUUUCUUCCGUCAAGUUGUUGACAAUAAUGUCCUCAAUGUCCUCCACCUUAAAGUAGGUAUGGAACAACCAAUGGAAAUCAAACGCCUGUUUACCGGUGUUUUCCACCUCGAUCUGUGUGUGCAACGUGUCGGACAACCCAAUGGAGUAGAUCAACGUGAAGUCGUUGGUGCCAUCACCCCAUAACUUAUAAAUGUCGCUGUUGGCCUCAUCAGGACUAAGAGCAAACUGGACUGUCAAUGGGCUUUGGGUGGUCUGGCCCAAAAAUUCCCACGUCGAGUUCCGAGCAAACCCGUGUUGCGGGAGUGCUGCAGUGGCGUGGGACUCGUCCUUGGUCUUGCCAAAGUUGGGGAAUACAAGAGGAAUUCCGCCUCUCACGGGCUUGGACCCGUCUAAUUUGGCGGCACUAGAAACCCACAAUUGCUCUUUGCCACGAAGCUUCCAGGACACCACGGUGGCCCCAUACUUCAAGAUGGUCACGCUGGUGGAGGGGUCGCUGUCGAGCGACACAAUGACUUUGUCUUCGUGUUCUUCUACCGUCAUGCUGUUGGCGUACAGGUGGAAGUUGAAAUUUUCGCACUCCGAAAACGCGGCGUGGAUGAAGCCCGCAAAGGUUGGAUGGUGGUGGCAGCGCGCUGCGGUAGCGAGACCCUGUGGUAGCAGAAGGUGCUACUCCCGUCCAAAAUAUACCACUGUUGCAUGUGCACAUUAUGUCUUAGUUAACUACAAUCUUAGUAACAAUAAAUACCAGUAUAUAUA